AUGAUUCAAUAAGAGUAAUUCACAGCCGAAUAAAUCUAGCAGUAUGAUUAAUUAGCUGAUUAGGCCAUUCAGUAAUUCCAACAGAUUUUACCUCUUACUCCUGAAAACAAGUGGGAACCUCACAGUGACAAGAAUGGUUUUAAGAUCCAUCUUAGGCCUGAUAAGGAAACUGGUCUUAAUUUCUCAAGAGGAGAGGGAUUCUUACCUUAUACUAUAUAAUAAAUUGUCGAUAUUCUUAAUUAGGUGGAGAACGCUGAAAAAUUUGAUGAAUUGUGUGAAUAGGCUAGCCUCAUCGCAAAAAUAAGAGAGGAUUUAUUGAUCUUUUAUUAGAGGUUGAAGGAUAUGUUUAUCGUGGUUUCUGGAAGAGAUUUUGUGAUUCUGUAAAAGAGACUCAGAGAUGGCAAUAAAUUAUGGGUUGUGGGUAAAUCCAUUGAAUUAGCAUCAAAACCACCCGUUAAAGGAAAGGUUAGAGGCGAAUUAAAACUUGGAGGAUGGUUAUUGGAAGAAAAAGAAGGAGGUACACAAGUUACUUAUAUGUCUUGGGGAGAUCCAAAAGGUAAUUUACCUUCAAAGGCUGUUAAUUUUGCCUCGAGUGCUCAAGGUUAAGUUGUAGAAAGAUUGAAAAAGUUUAUGGAUUAAAAGCACGGAAAAAAGUGAUAUCUAUCAUCAGUACAUGUCAUAUUAAAAUAAAUCUAUAAACAGUGUUAAUAA
Paramecium tetraurelia is the source of this 711-nucleotide messenger RNA. RefSeq lists its product as uncharacterized. The record is from RefSeq and is a predicted model, not a curated record. NCBI's taxonomy places the organism in Eukaryota, Ciliophora, Oligohymenophorea, Peniculida, Parameciidae. Gene Ontology annotation, molecular function: lipid binding. The transcript has 4 exons.